Molecule: messenger RNA, 2644 nt
Organism: Numida meleagris (helmeted guineafowl)
Lineage: Eukaryota; Metazoa; Chordata; Aves; Galliformes; Numididae
Gene: UCN2
Product: urocortin 2
Exons: 1
Coding region: 841-1593 (250 amino acids)
Biological process (GO): digestion; cellular response to nutrient levels; adenylate cyclase-activating G protein-coupled receptor signaling pathway
Cellular component (GO): extracellular region
Molecular function (GO): hormone activity; corticotropin-releasing hormone receptor 2 binding
Source: RefSeq, a predicted model, not a curated record
GUGCCCUCCUGCCCUGGUGCCCCCUAUCCCCAUGCCCUGUCCCCGUGCCCUGCUGACGCACACGUGCCCACGACCUACAGGCACAUGAGGCUGCGGUGCAGUGUGAAUCAGUGCCUCGGUCUAAUUUUGGCCACUCUGCCAUGCCGGGGAGUGAGUUCCUGCCCUGUCUCCAGAAGGAAGAACAGAGCCCCAUUUAUUUCCUCUCUCCACCACCCCACAGCACUCUAGCCGGCAGCAGAGCUUAUGGGCAGGCUCGGUUCUAUGGAGCAGCAGUUGGCUGGGUGUCCAGUGUGAGAAAAUUAUGCCGAGUUCCCGAAAUCCCCUCCAAAUUCAGCUCCAUGAGCUAUGAGGGGGCAAACGCCCACCCGCAUCCCGGGGUGAUUUCAUCUGUGAUGUGGCAAAAUGUGUUAAUAGCGGCCCUGCUGCAUGCCGCCGGGGGGGCGGGAGGUGGAGCUGGGGCAGGAUAAGAGCCAGGGCUCAGCCCUGAGCGGGGCAAACCCCAUCUGCCAUCCCUACACCACGAGAGCAGCAGGGGACAAGGACUGCAGGAAAUGGUGAGGCUGCACCCCUGAGUGGCGCUUUGGGGGGAUUUACCUGGGAAAUGGGUCACAAGGGUUGGAUGCUUUCUGCCGUUCCCCACCACUCAGUUUCCAGCUCAUCCAGCUGCCUCUGGCUGCCCGCUCCGGUGCUUUCCAAAGGGUUUCACCCGGGAGGUGGGAUGCAGGAUGAGCAUGCUGGCUGCAUUCCACUGCUUCCCUCCGGCUUUUUGCAGCGAGCCUUGAGAGCAGCACAGGGUCCCACAGAGGAGGAUGCUGAGGAUGCCGUGCAUGCGGCUGCAUCAUGCUCUUGUCACCCUUCUGCUUACUUUGGGCAAAUUGUCCCAUCCGAGAGGGCAGCUCUUGCCUCACAGAGCAGGGGGGUGGCACUCCCGGGGGGCAGCUUGGGAGGAGGCAGCAGUGGCGUGAGUCCCAGUCCCACGUCACACAUUCCCGACCAAAGGGCAGGUGUGGAGCGGGGAGCGGCUGCGGGAGGAGACGCCGUGUUGUCCCCACGCUGUCUUCACCACCCCAUCCCUACGCUGCCACCACCCUGUCCCCUUGGUGUGAACAGGAGGGAGUGCACCAGGUGGGGCGUGAUGCUGAGCGCUGCGCUCUGUUCCUGCAGGCUGUGCUGCUGCCUUUCCUGCUGCUGCCAUGGGGCAUGGUGCAAGGGCUGAGCCUCCAGCAUGGCCCCGCUGUGCCCGGUGCCCCCUGGCAUGAAGGUGGGUGGGACAAGGCGGGCAGCAGUGGGGUAAUGCUGGAGCUCCCUGGGGGGACACAUGGCCAUGGCUCUGGGGAUGGCUCUCAGCUGGAUGGAACCACGCAGCUGCUGCUGGAGGAGUCGGUGAGAGAAGCAUGGCCCUGGCUGCCAAACCCCGACGCCAACAGAGCUGCUGCGGUAAAAAAGAGCAGCACGGCAAAAAAGGUGUCCCUGUCCCUCGAUGUUCCCAUGCACAUCCUGAAGAUCCUGCUGGACUUGGCCCGGGAGAAGGAGCUGCAAGCCAAGGCAGCCGCCAACGCCAAGCUGAUGGCACGCAUCGGGCGCAGGAAGUGACCAGGACACACGGCCAUGGCCAAGGGACUCUGUGGGGCUGGGGGGGCUGCUGGCAGCCGUUCCCUGAGCCCAGCCGUGCAGGUGCAGGAUUCAGCCCCAAACAAACUGAUCCUUGGGAUGGGCUGCACAGACGGUGUGCACCCAGCAGCUGCUGUUCUAACAACCCAAUGUCAGCACCGUGGGAGCAAAGCACCAGGCCGAGACAGCCCUGGUGACACCGUGCCUGGUGCAGCGGGGACUACGUGUAUGUCCUUGUCCUCAACGUACCUCUGCUGGUGUGCCCCAGGGGGUGUCCGUCCAUGCCUUUUGACCCCCAGUUUUCUAUGUACCCUCUGUCGAGAUGCUCUGUACACCAUAAAGCCCACCCAGACCUAUGAGCGUUGUACGUGUGCACUGUGUGGUGCCACCCAGCGCCGCCCUGGGGCUUGCCACGCGCCCCAAGAUAAGUGCCGAGCGGGCAGCGGGCAGCCGCCCCGAGCAAAGGGCAGGGCCAGCGCUGGGGCUGCUGCUGGGGCUGCUGGAGCUCGGCUGGACACGGCCAUGCUUUUCGAGGAGCUCCUGGUGCAGGGUGAGAAAGCACGGUGUUGGGGUGGAGGUGUCGGGGUGACCCCACUGUGGGGUGGGGUAUUUUGGGGGUGGGGAGUGGAGCAGGGGGUGCAGGCCAGCUGCUGCCGUGUUGGGGUGAGCAGGGGAUGAAAGGGUCACAGCCCUGCCAUGGGGACGUGGGGGGACAGCUGGGUGACACAGGGAUAUCAGGAGGGGUUCGGCCCCAUCCCCACUGCUGUGUCGUCCCUGCCGGUGUCCCUGCUGCUGCUGGGUGCCACGUUGUCCCCUGCUGCCGCUGGUCCCGGGGUGCCCCUCCACUGUUCCUCUCAGCACCCUCCAAGUGCCACCAGCUCCUGCGUAUCCCCCGGUCCCGCUGUCUCCCCCAGGUCCCCGAGUCCCGUGGUCCCGGUGCCUCCCAUCCCGGUGACCCCUGCUCGCUGGCACCCCGCAGCCCCAAAGUGAUCCCCGCAAACUCCGCUAUACCCCCCAACCCGCUGCCCCCAAC